Molecule: messenger RNA, 1793 nt
Organism: Trematomus bernacchii (emerald rockcod)
Lineage: Eukaryota; Metazoa; Chordata; Actinopteri; Perciformes; Nototheniidae
Gene: swi5
Product: SWI5 homologous recombination repair protein
Exons: 5
Coding region: 123-533 (136 amino acids)
Biological process (GO): double-strand break repair via homologous recombination
Cellular component (GO): Swi5-Swi2 complex; Swi5-Sfr1 complex
Source: RefSeq, a predicted model, not a curated record
UUACCGUCAGCCGCGAAAUGCGAACGUCCUAUUUUGUGUCCAUAUCAUAAGGUAUUCUUUACUGCAUUAAAAAGACCAUUACACUCUUAGUAUUACGCUAUUUCCAUAACAUUUAAGGCAGUAUGAACACUGAGCAGUCUGCUGAAUCCAACUGCAGUCCAAAUAGGUGUUCAGUUUCAACACCGGAAGGGAAUGACUUGAAGAGCGGAGCACUGAAAAGAACUCCAUUCUCAAAGUUUAAGAGAGUAAACUCCAACUUCAAAUCACCUCUUCAAGUCCCUGAGAGUGCUAAACUUAGCCCUGCAGAGGAGGUGGCAGAGCUGGAGAGGAGGAGAGAGCAGCUGGACACAGAGAUAGCACAGCUGGAGGCUGAGGGAUGCAGAGUAGAAGAGCUGGAGCAUCAUAUUGAUAUGCUGCAUGAAUACAAUGACAUCAAAGACAUUGGACAGUCUCUCCUUGGCCGAAUAGCUGCUGUGAGGGGGACCACCACGCGAGAUCUCUACAGCCAAUUUGAUCUUGAACUGGACGACUGAAGACAAAAAGUUCAAAUGAAGGUGGUGAGAAUGAUUCCUAGGAAUAAGAGAGGAACUCAAGACAAAAAGGCCAAUUGUAAAUAAGAUGAUGGAUUGGACUAAAGAUGUGUCUGUGUUGAACUCAAGCGGCUCCUUCAGACAGACAUUUUUACAGAGAGAGAUCUCAGUAGGAACUUAAGGCUUUCAUUUGUUUUGACAUAUGUGUUUAUGUAAAUAUAGUUAAUAUUAAGGUAUGCAUGUUGGCUGCCUGAAUGUUAAUUACUUUUCUGACUUUGGUUUGUUUUUAAAGGAAGGAAAGGAAUGCUAGAGUACUUAGAGUGUAAAAAAUAAUUACUAACUCCUAGUAUAAAAUGCUUUGUACAAUGACAAUAACUUGUAAUAAAAAGGGCACACGGACCCCCACAGACAGCGUGUUCCCAUAUGCACUAUUAAAGUUCAGGAGGUACAGAUGCAUCAUUGUUAUAGCACCCUUUUUUUUGGAACAAACAGCUAUGAACUUUGUCAGAAGGCGUCACAAUACACUGACAAUAUUUGAUAUUUAUCCGUCCAACUAUUUAAGUAAACGCACUUAAUUUUAAUAGACUUUUAUAACAGGCCUGUCUGCUGAAUUAAACCCAAAAUAUGACACGCACAUUUGCUAACAUCUGACCCAGAUUCUUAAAAAAAUUCUAGUAAGGGGAAGAGGAUAUUAGGUCAUCUACAGUUUCCUGUCUGUCCCCACAUGUUUAACUAAAAAGAAAGGGUUGGGUGCCUGCUUCCUGUAUUCAUAAAAAAUCCCCAAAUAUCUUGACAGAAAUGUCCAGUAUAUGUACUGUACAAACAAAACGCUGACUAGCUGCAUAAUGUACUGGGCGUGCCCUUAUCUGUCUGGGAACCUCUGAUAGUGGGUCUUCUCGAACUGAUAGCGACAGAUGAGCUUCACAACCCUGAUAAUGUUGUGUUUGUGUGUUGUGUGUAAAAUUAUGAGAGUGAAUGAUGAAAAUGUGUAUGUAUCAUUCUUUUACCAUCUCAUAUGCUGGGGUCAGUCUUUGGCAUUGUUGCAAAUGCAGACAACAUAUUGCAGGAGUUUAGAAAUGUGUCCCUAUUAAUUUUGGCUCUUUACACCACCUGGGAAAUUACCUCUGUUAACCUGCAGCAGUGACCUACAGCACUCUCUUAUAGUAUUAGUCUCUUUGGAAAUCUUCCCUGAAAAAGCCAUGUGUUUCAUGACAUGGCUGUUGUGAUCACUGUGUGAUAUGUCAGCCUCCUUCUGUGAUUCAA